This is a messenger RNA of Blepharisma stoltei, 531 nucleotides long. The record is from the annotation of a GenBank genome assembly. Lineage: Eukaryota; Ciliophora; Heterotrichea; Heterotrichida; Blepharismidae.
AUGGAAGCUAGGCACAUACCAAUAAAGUGGGCACAAAGAAAGGCACAAGUUUUCAUUACCCUUGAAGUCAGCAAUUUGGUAGAGAACUCUUGGACAAUUCAGCCCACUGAGGAAGGUGCAAUCCACUUUAAAGCUCUCAGCAAAGACACAGGAAGCGAAGUUGCAGUCGAUUUGGAACUUUUUGAAAAAAUUGUCCCAGCAGAAUGCAAGUGGAAGGUCACUGGAAGAAAUGUGCAAUUGAGUUUGGCAAAAGAAAACAAAACAGCAGAAUAUUGGCCGAGACUCUUAAAGCAGACAGGAAAAAACCAAUGGCUUGGAAUUGAUUGGAGCAAAUGGAUUGAUGAAGAAGACGAAGAUGCCAAGAGCAAGCCUGAUUUUGAUUACGAUUUCAAUAAUAUGAAUUACGAUGAAGGAGAAGAUUCUGAUGAGGAAGAAGAGGAAGAAGAAGCACCUGCAGAUUUAGGAGAUUUAGAAGGGGAUAAAAUGGAUAUUCCUACAGCAGAAACUGGAGAAGAGAAGAAAUCAGAAUAA